UCAUCAUCCUCAUCCUCAUCGCGAACAAUAGAGGACCGCGGAGGGCCUGCGCUGCUCUCUCAGGAUUAUCGCAGAAAUAUAGCGAUGAUCGACAGCGUCGAACGGGCACCACACGACUGAAGAACGGAAUACACACAGCGUCGCUUAUAUCUGAACAGUUUGGUGAAAGAUGGCGAACGACUCGCCCGCUAAGAGCCUGGUGGACAUAGACCUCGCCUCUCUGCGCGACCCUGCUGGCAUUUUUGAGCUGGUGGAAGUGGUCGGCAAUGGCACCUAUGGACAAGUAUACAAGGGUCGACAUGUCAAAACCGGACAGCUGGCGGCCAUCAAAGUCAUGGACGUGACUGAAGAUGAAGAAGAGGAGAUUAAGCUGGAGAUUAACAUGCUGAAGAAAUACUCUCAUCACAGAAACAUUGCCACGUAUUACGGCGCGUUCAUUAAGAAGAGUCCUCCAGGACACGACGACCAGCUGUGGCUAGUGAUGGAGUUUUGUGGAGCCGGCUCGAUAACAGACCUUGUGAAAAACACGAAAGGAAACACACUGAAAGAAGACUGGAUCGCGUACAUCUCCAGAGAAAUUCUCAGGGGGUUGGCCCACCUGCACGCUCAUCAUGUCAUCCACAGAGACAUCAAGGGCCAGAAUGUGCUGCUGACUGAGAACGCAGAGGUCAAACUAGCUCUAUUGUGAAUGUCCCGGGCGAGUCGACUCUGCGUAGGGACUUCAUCCGUCUACAGCAGGAGAAUAAGGAGCGCUCGGAGGCAAUGAGACGACAGCAGCUCCUCCAGGAACAGCAGAUGCGUGAGCAGGAGGAAUACAAGCGCCAACUACUGGCAGAACGACAGAAACGCAUCGAGCAGCAGAAAGAGCAGAGGCGGCGGCUGGAGGAGCAACAAAGACGAGAGCGAGAGAUGAGGAGACAACAAGAGCGAGAGCAGAGGAGGAGAGAGCAGGAGGAGAAGAGACGUGUGGAGGAGAUGGAGAGGAGACGCAAAGAAGAGGAGGAGCGCAGGAGGGCAGAAGAGGAGAAGAGGAGGGCCGACCGUGAGCAGGAGUACAUCCGCCGGCAGCUGGAGGAAGAGCAAAGGCACCUGGAGAUCCUGCAGCAGCAGCUGUUACAUGAGCAGGCCAUGCUACUGGCGGACGAGCGGCACAGGAGGAAUGUUCAGGGUUCUCCUCAGGCCGUGGUGAUGCCGAAGCAGCCACCUGCUGUACCGCCUCGAUCAGAAGCCUUCUCCAACGGCAGUGUGUCCGAACCGAGCCAUCGGUCCGCUGACCCACAGGAUCUGACGGCUCUGGCGAAGGAACUGCGUGCGGUGGAGGACGUGCGGCCUCAACACAAAGCCACGGAUUACUCUUCCUCCAGCGACGACUCCGGCACCACUGAUGAUGAAGAUGAUGAGGAGGUGGACCAGGACAUCGGGGACGAGUCGACGUCUGGCCCGGAGGACUCGCGGGGAGGAGGCUCGUCUAGACUCAGUAAUGGUGAGGCAGAAGCAGCGAAGACGAUGGUCGUGCAGGACGAUGAUGCCUCCUCUACGCCAUGCAAAGACAGCACACUCGUCAUGAGACAGUUCCAGAGAUCAGGGCCUGUGACACUGCUGGGUUCAGGUUGGAAAGAGGCUUGUUGUCCCAGUCCUGUAGAGAUUGUGCAGAGGAACUGCUUUAGGGGGGCAAACCCUCUCCUGCCCGACCUGCUCCAGCAGAGUCAUCGCUCGCCCCCUGGCUCCGCCUCCUCAUCCCCUGGCUCCGCCUCCUCUCCCAACAGCCCCGCCCUGUCCCCCAUCAGUUCCUCGGACAGACUCCUGUGCCUGACAGAGACUCCCACUGUGCCGAAGCACAAGUCUUCCUCCUCGUUCACUCCCUUCAUCGACCCGCGCCUCCUCCAGGUGUCUCCGUCCACCGGCAGCGCGCUCAAUAACGCUGGUUACAGUAAUGAUGCUCGACUGCAGGAGGCUCUGCGUCAGGACGCGUCCCGUAAGGGUUCGGUGGUCAACGUCAAUCCUGUCAACACUCGGCCACAGAACGACACGCCAGAAAUACGCAAAUACAAGAAGAGGUUCAACUCUGAGAUCUUGUGCGCUGCUCUGUGGGGUGUUAAUCUGUUAGUCGGGACAGAGAGCGGACUCAUGCUACUGGAUCGCAGUGGUCAAGGGAAAGUCUACCCGCUCAUUAGUCGUAGACGCUUUCAACAAAUGGAUGUUUUGGAGGGACUUAACGUUCUAGUGACAAUAUCAGGGAAGAAGAAUAAACUGCGUGUGUACUAUCUCUCGUGGCUGAGGAACAAGAUCCUCCACAAUGACCCUGAGGUGGAGAAGAAGCAGGGCUGGACCACCGUAGGAGACCUGGAGGGCUGUGUGCACUACAAAGUCGUGAAGUACGAGAGGAUCAAGUUCUUGGUUCUGGCCCUGAAGAAUUCAGUAGAGGUGUAUGCGUGGGCUCCCAAACCAUACCAUAAAUUCAUGGCUUUCAAGUCUUUUGGUGAUCUGGUGCACAAGCCACUGCUAGUUGACCUCACAGUUGAAGAAGGCCAAAGGUUAAAGGUCAUCUAUGGGUCCUGCUCUGGGUUUCACGCUGUGGAUGUCGACUCAGGAGCCGUCUAUGACAUUUAUCUGCCCACUCACAUUCAGAUGAGUAUUCAGUCGCACGCCAUCAUCAUCCUGCCGAACACGGAUGGCAUUGAGCUGCUGGUGUGUUAUGAAGACGAGGGUGUGUAUGUCAACACCUACGGCCGCAUCACUAAAGACGUGGUGCUCCAGUGGGGCGAGAUGCCCACAUCUGUUGCUUAUAUUCGCUCUAACCAGAUCAUGGGCUGGGGAGAGAAGGCCAUAGAGAUCCGCUCUGUAGAAACAGGCCACUUGGAUGGAGUUUUCAUGCACAAAAGAGCACAAAGACUCAAGUUUCUGUGUGAAAGAAAUGACAAGGUAUUCUUCGCGUCUGUGCGUUCGGGAGGCUCGAGCCAGGUCUACUUCAUGACUCUGGGCCGGACCUCUCUGCUCAGCUGGUAAUCACAGCGAUGACCCUGAUCUUCUACCACUGACGUUUCUCCAGGAUCGGCGGAGGCCAGGCCACACACACGCCAGAGCCCGCUGAAGGACUGACACACACACAUCUGCGUCCUUUUGCAGCGUGCUGCAUGAGGAACUGGCUUGAGUAUUCUACAGUAUUAUUGCUAGUCUGUGUAAAUGUCUUUCUCUAGAGUUUAAUAAAAUCUGACUCAGCUGAGAGGAACGGUGAAAUUCUGCUAAUGUGUCUCUCAGUCACAAAUAGUGUCAUAACAAUGGUGAAACACAAAAUGGCUUUUUGUCCUGUAUUUUUAUUUAUGGGUUAUUUAUUUCUAGGUUUUUUUAUUGAUUUGUUUUUACUAAGCAGAGUAGUUAUGCGCAGUGAUGUGGAUGACGGUGCCUGAGAGGUUCAACAUUUGCUGAUAGAAUUCCAGUGUUCCCAAGCAGAGCGUUAUGGACCAUCUUACGAAUCCGCUAAUGGUCACGUGAUGUCAACAGGAAGCGGACAGCUGUGUUAGCCUCGGGUUUGCUUUUGGCACAUCAAAAACGUGGAUUUGGAUAAAUGUCAAUUUAAUGUGGACUGUGCUGUGCCACAUCUUUUCUCGUCUUCUCUCGUUUCCCUCUUCCCUCGUUUUCUUCUGCCGCAUGACAGUGGCCUCAUUCCUACAUUGAAAUGACCAAUGAAAGAGGUUUAAUCCGUCUCUGUUGAACCAGUAUCUCCACUGGCCUUGAGAAGUGCGCAUCAACACCUUGUGUCCUAUCCUUCUGUUCUGAAGAGCGUACGAAAGCUAGUUCUGGCAUUUUAUGCACUGGACUUGGAACCGAACGGUCCACUCAUCCAGAACAGAAACCCUAGUUAUAAAACUGACAUUUAAUUCAUUUUGUAUGACUGUUUAUGAUGCCCUUUUGUUCCAAGAUAUGCGUUUUCCAUCAGGCAGCGACAAUGCUGAUCUGAGAAUACAAACCGAGUUUAGAUAUCCCGUAAUAACUUAAUCUCAGUUAUGGAAACAUUACCUUAAAUUUUAUGAGAAAGACUGUCUUGGUCAUGGACUAUUAUUAUUAUUAUUAUUAUUAUUAUUAUUAUUAUCAUUUGUAACUGAACUGUAUAUAUUUAAUAAAAGGCAGGACUGUGCUGUUAAGUAACUGAAACAUAUGAAAAGGAAGGGAUGAGCAUGCAUGAGUCAAGAGACGCUCACCGCAGAAAGCUUUUUGGUGAUUCUAGGGUUUUUAUUAUUAUUAUUAUUGUUUUACUUUUAUAUCGUUUCUUUCUCACGGUUUUCACACACAAACUUAGUGAAUCUGUAUGAUUAUGUCUAUUAUGAUUUCUGGAGUUAUUUUCUCUUUUUAGUUCAUGCCUCACUUCUGCUCUCCCCACACACAGUAUUUAUAGAUUUAUAUGUUCUAUCAUUUUGACAUUUCUGUUUCUUGUGAUAAUUAGUAUUAGAUUUGAUUUUAGUAUUUUAACAAAUCUGUCAAACUUUAAAAAGAAAGUGAAUUG
Messenger RNA from Pimephales promelas (fathead minnow), 4501 nucleotides. The record is from RefSeq and is a predicted model, not a curated record. Lineage: Eukaryota; Metazoa; Chordata; Actinopteri; Cypriniformes; Leuciscidae.